Messenger RNA from Acipenser ruthenus (sterlet), 1581 nucleotides. RefSeq names its product annexin A5. Gene Ontology annotation, molecular function: calcium ion binding; calcium-dependent phospholipid binding. Gene Ontology annotation, biological process: negative regulation of coagulation. The record is from RefSeq and is a predicted model, not a curated record. The coding region runs from base 209 to 1162 and encodes 317 amino acids. Lineage: Eukaryota; Metazoa; Chordata; Actinopteri; Acipenseriformes; Acipenseridae. The transcript is spliced from 13 exons. Gene Ontology annotation, cellular component: cytoplasm.
CCCUUACUUCUUUUGCACACGGGGUUUGUACACCAGGGUGUGGCAGCACUUGAAAUACAGAGAAGUUUACUUUUUUUAACUACUCUGCAGCUAGUAGCUCGAGGUUAUCUUGCUCUUAAGGCGUACACAGACCGCUAGCACCAGCGCUAUAUUUUCAGGUGAAGUUUGUCUGUAAUCUAUUAACUACAUCAUACUCGCAGCUGAAAUAAUGGCUCCAAAGGGCACAGUGAAGCCGUACCCCCAGUUUAAUGCCACUGAAGAUGCAAACGCCCUUCGUGCAGCAAUGAAAGGACUGGGCACGGAUGAAGACGCCAUCCUAACACUCCUGACUGCCAGGGCCAACGAUCAGCGACAGAAAAUAACAGCACAAUACAAGUCCUUGUUUGGAAAGGAUCUGGUUGAUGAUUUGAAGUCUGAACUUGGUGGGAAGUUUGAAAGGGUGAUCAUUGGUUUAAUGGUGCCUCCAGUCCUGUAUGAUGUCCAGGAACUGAGGCAUGCACUAAAGGGGGCUGGAACCGAUGAAAAGGUUUUGAUAGAAAUCUUGGCCUCCAGGACUUCCAGCCAGAUUAAAGAAGUGAUCGCGGCUUACAAACAAGAGUACGAUGCGGACCUAGAAGAAGCUGUUGCUGGGGACACUGGUGGGCAUUUUCAGAGAAUGUUGGUGGUCCUGCUGCAGGCAAGCAGACAGAAAGGUGUCGAUGAAAGCUGCAUUCAGCAGGAUGCCCAGGACCUCUUUGCUGCUGGGGAACAAAAAUGGGGCACUGAUGAAGAAAAAUUCAUCACUAUCCUGGGGAACCGAAGUGCUGAACACCUAAGAAGAGUUUUUGAUGAGUACAUGAAAAUAUCUGGGUAUGAGAUUGAAGAAAGCAUUGAAAAAGAAACUUCUGGGAGCACAAAGGAUCUGUUUUUGGCUGUUGUUAAAUGUGCCAGAAGUGUUCCUGCUUAUUUUGCUGAAAGUCUCUACAAUGCAAUGAAGGGAGGUGGCACUGAUGACAAUACUUUGAUCAGAAUCAUGGUUUCCAGAAGUGAAGUAGACAUGCUGGAUAUCCGUGAUAAUUUCCGAAGAUUGUUUGCAACUUCUCUUUACUCCAUGAUCAAGGGUGAUACAUCCGGGGAUUAUAGGAAGGCCCUCCUUCUCCUUAGUGGAGGUGAUGAUGCAUGAAGCUGCUGAAUGAAGAAGCAUUUCCAAAUAUUAAAUCAGUUUGCAUUUUUUAUGUUUAUCCCAUGCAUAAUUCUGCUUGUGCCUUUAUAAGAAGCAUGUGUAAAACAGAUUUUUUUUUUGUUAAUCAUUUUAAUGACUGUAAUAGCACAUUCAUUCUUUAACCAGGAAGUUAACCCAUUGAGACCAAAGCCUCUUUCACAAGGGUGUAAUAGCACAUUGGUAAUUUAGUGCAAUAUGUGUCAAUUGCUUUCUUAAAUCCACUAGCUGCUUUUUUAAAAUGAAAUUCAGUCUUUUAAAAUAAAAAUAAAUACUAACAACAGACAUAACUGGCAAUUUUAAAAAAAAGCCUAUGUUUUCUCCUGGAGAAAGCGAUGUAACAUUCCAUAUCAUGUACCUUAAUUAAAAAGCAUUUGUGUGAA